This is a messenger RNA of Limulus polyphemus (Atlantic horseshoe crab), 1128 nucleotides long. RefSeq names its product caspase-1-like. NCBI's taxonomy places the organism in Eukaryota, Metazoa, Arthropoda, Merostomata, Xiphosura, Limulidae. The transcript is spliced from 6 exons. Gene Ontology annotation, cellular component: cytoplasm. Bases 51 to 758 code for a protein of 235 amino acids. Gene Ontology annotation, biological process: execution phase of apoptosis; apoptotic process; proteolysis. The record is from RefSeq and is a predicted model, not a curated record.
UCAGGUUGAUAAAGGUGAGUAAAUCAAGAACUAACUAAAGAUCUAUAAAGAUGGCCAGUGACCCACAGCUGGCAGAUAGAACAGGUACUCAGGUUGAUAAAGAUGCACUGAUGAGGACGUUCAAAAAAUUCCACUUUAAAGUUGAAGUUUUGGAAAAUCUGACCAGUACAGAUGUUGAGAAAGAAGUAACAAAGAUGGCCAUGAUGGAUCAUUCUUCUUAUGAUAUAUUCAUUUUGUGUAUUCUGUCUCAUGGAGAAAAUGGUUACAUAUACGGGGUAGACAAGGUGAAAGUUUCUAUUAAGAAACUGGUUGACAAUUUUGGUAGAAGUGGGGUAUCACCAACACUUGCAGGAAAACCUAAACUUUUCUUUUUUCAAGCGUGUCAAGGAAACAUUUACCAAAGAGGUUAUUUCACUGAUCAUCCAGCUGAAGCAAUACAGGAGCUAAAUAUAUCUACGGACAGUCUAGCUCAAAACUUGUACAACUUACCAGAACAUAGUGAUAUACUUUGUGCCUUUGCAACAGUCCCAGACUACGUAUCAUUCCGUUCAACAUCAAAUGGGAGUUUCUUUAUUCAGUGCCUGGUUACUCAGCUGGAAAAGUAUGGAGCUGAGGAGGACAUGUUAUCCAUCUUAACUCUAACUAAUAAUUCCGUUGCCGAUCUUAAUGCACCAAUGGCCGAUAAUGUGUACAAACAAAUGUCGGUAUGGACUAGUACCUUACGUCGCAAAGUAAAAUUUCUUAAAGAUGAAAGUUAAAAGUAUCGGAACAUAUUUCUUUACUUUUUAGUGGUAACCGUUACGGAAGUUGGAGAUAUAUACAUACACACACACACACACUAUAUUAUUGUUCAUUACUAAUACAUUAAUCGUUGCAAUCAAGAGUUUGGUUCAAAUCUCUGGUCUGUCACUUACGGGAGAAUACUGCCCAUAGUUUUGACAUUGAUUACCGCAUGUGCUAAUGAGUACUGUUUGAUCAUGAACUGUGUGUGUCAGAUAUGCAAGUUUUACUUUUUAUUCUGCUACAACAGUACCAAAACAAGUUUGUUGAAAUAUUGACCAAUCAUGGUUUGAUCUGCAACUGAAAUAUUCAUGAAUUAAAAGAAUUUGGUGUAUAAGUUUGUGUUGU